ACAUAAGAAGGGAGGUCUUUAUCAAUUUAAUUGAUAAGGCUGAACUGAGGAUAUUUAUUCAGAUCUUGUAGUGUUUUCUCAAUGCAGAGGAGUACUUUGUAGGCAAAAUGUACAAGAAAAGUAUUCUUUCCUUAAUAGUAACAGCGUGCAUUGUACAUUGCUCUGCGUUUAGAAGGAAUUCUUUGAUGGUAUGGCCGCCUCAUGUUGAAAAUCACCGACUCCCUCCGGACAUGUGGUUUAAACAAAAGCUAGACCACUUUGACCCGACGAACAUGCACACAUGGAAUCAGAGAUACCAAGUGAAUGAUUCAUUCAUCAAAGUCAAGCGGAACACCCCUGUUUUCCUAAUGAUUGGAGGCGAAGGGGAGGCUUCGGCAGAAUGGAUGGUGAAAGGCGCUUGGAUCGACUAUGCUAUGAAAUACGGAGCUUUAUGUUUCCAACUGGAACAUAGAUAUUACGGAAAAUCACACCCUACCCCAGAUAUGAGCACUCGAAAUCUUAGGUAUUUGAGCAGUGAGCAAGCACUUGCCGAUCUGGCUAACUUUAUUAAAGGGAUGAAUAAGAAAUUUGGAUUGACAGCUAGCAAUAAAUGGAUCGCAUUUGGCGGAAGCUACCCAGGGUCCUUGGCCGCUUGGCUUCGAUACAAAUAUCCUCAUUUGGUACAUGCUGCAAUUUCAACAAGUGGUCCACUUCUCGCAAAAGCUGAUUUUAAAGAGUACAAUGAAGUUGUAUCGGCCUCAUUGUCUACAUUCAGCGAUGAUUGUGUAACUUCUGUCCAUCAGGCUGUUAAGCAUUUUGAUAAGUUAGUUACAGAUCCAUCUGGUGCAAAAACAUUAACAAAAAAAUUUAAACUUUGCUCCGAUCUCAAUGUGAGCAAUGGAUUAGAUGUAGCCACAUUAGCCGACUCACUUUCAGGAAAUUUUGCCGAUGUUGUUCAGUACAAUAAAGAUAACAGAAUGUCAAAAAGCCCCACGGCGAAAAUAACUAUUGAUGAUCUUUGCAACAUAAUGGUCGACCGUGGCCUGGGAGAACCAUUAGAUAGAUAUGCAGCUGUUAAUAAAAUGAUGCUUGCAGCUACUAAAAGUGAAUGUUUAAAUUUUACAUAUUCUCAGCAAUUAGAGGAACUCAAAAAUACAGUCUGGAACCACACCCAAGCAGCUCGUCAGUGGAUUUAUCAAACGUGUACAGAAUUCGGUUUCUAUCAAACUUCGAGUAGCCCUGACGAACUUUUUGGUUCUAACAUCCCAUUGUCAUAUUUCACAAAACAGUGCCAAAAUAUUUUUGGCCCAGAGAUUAAUGAACAGGUUUUAAACAAUGGAAUAAUGAGAACUAACAUUAUGUAUGGUGAUGUCCAUUUAAAAACGACAAGAGUUUUAUUUGUUCAUGGCAGCAUAGAUCCUUGGCAUGCACUUGGAAUCACCGUCUCAAACAAACCCAAAAUACAAGCAAUUUACAUAAAUGGUACUGCUCACUGUGCUAACAUGUACCCAUCAUCACCAAAGGAUCCCCCUCAAUUGACUAAAGCUCGGGUUCAUAUCGUUAAUCAAAUUGGAGAUUGGCUUAGCAGGGACUAGUUCUUUGAUUUUAUUGUACAUAAAUGUAAUUAGUAUUUAGCUACAAAACAUGUACAAAUAAAAUAAAUUUAAUGUUGUAUUCAAAUAUGAAAAA
Cimex lectularius (bed bug) is the source of this 1668-nucleotide messenger RNA. Its product is annotated as putative serine protease K12H4.7. Lineage: Eukaryota; Metazoa; Arthropoda; Insecta; Hemiptera; Cimicidae. Gene Ontology annotation, molecular function: serine-type exopeptidase activity; dipeptidyl-peptidase activity. The transcript is spliced from 10 exons. Bases 108 to 1574 code for a protein of 488 amino acids. The record is from RefSeq and is a predicted model, not a curated record. Gene Ontology annotation, biological process: proteolysis.